Hermetia illucens (black soldier fly) is the source of this 1465-nucleotide messenger RNA. RefSeq lists its product as uncharacterized. The record is from RefSeq and is a predicted model, not a curated record. The coding region runs from base 232 to 1044 and encodes 270 amino acids. The transcript has 4 exons. NCBI's taxonomy places the organism in Eukaryota, Metazoa, Arthropoda, Insecta, Diptera, Stratiomyidae.
UGAUUGUCAUUGUCUAGUCUCCCGAAUACCUGAGCUACUACCCACUAUUACCGGCUAUCAAUUUCAAGUACGUAAGGUACAAACGCUUUGAGUACUUAAUACUGGAGCUGGUUGAGAUAUUGAGUUAGUCGGAAAUUGGUAACGGUAGAAAUUGUUUAGUAAGUUUUUGCUUGGAAGUGAAAGGAAUACGUAAAAGCAAAGGAACUUGAAUAUUUUUAACGAAAAUUUAAAAUGUGGCGGUUUACGUUAACGGUUUUGUGCAUCGGUGCUGUGAUCGAUACAGUGAAAAGUGAGGCUGCAGUCAAUCAGGAUACUUACUUGAACGCUCUACAAUCAACUAAUACCCAAAGUGCCAUUGGUCGGGAAGACUAUGACUACCAACAGGAAUACCAUCCAGACUUCAAUUCAGGUUACGAUUACCAACCAGCGCCACCACCAGGCCCACCAGUGAAGCCCCAUUAUGGACCACCGCCCCCGGUGUAUGGUCCGCCAUCACAUUCGUAUGGACCACCAUCACCCUCCUAUGGGCCACCAGCACCCUCCUAUGGACCACCACCACCAUCUUAUGGCCCACCACCACCAAUACACCAUCCUCCAAUUCCAUACCAUCAUUCCGGUGGCGAAUGGUUCUGGGAUAAAUUCAAGUUCAAGAUUUCCUUAUUCACUAUUGGCAAAAUCCUUUUGAAAUUGAUCAUUUUCAAGAAAAUCGUAAAGUUCAUAGCUUUGAUCUGUUUACUCCUAUUCUUGCCAAAGUUGAAGAGUUUGAAGGAUGCCUUUGAGGGAGGAAGCAGUGAAUCGGUUGAGUUCAGGGGAUUUUCAGAACAAGAAAAGCUAAAUGGUCGUAUCAACGAAAUUACCAAUUUCGCACUGACCGCUUUCGAAACUUUCUCCAGGAAAUACGAGGGAUGUGAACGUGAGCAGAUCUGGUGCCGAUUCCAGAGAACUUUCGAUAAAAUCGAUGCCAAAUAUCCAUACGAAAAAAUCGUUAAGCUUUACUUGCCAGACGCCGACAUGGCGGAGUCGAAUGAAGUGCCAACUGAUUAAAAUUAGUACGCAGACCUUAUUUGAGUAGGGCCUCAAUCCGAUAACGAACGUGGCUGGACGUGGAGGAAUUCGAAUUGAGUUGCACCCAACCAUUUGCUUUAAUCGAAAAGAAACACAAACGCAAUACGGACAUCCGAUUAAUAUUCAGACUCCGAUUUUCCAACGAUCACCAUUCAAUUAAACCGUGCGAGAGUUAUUUUUUUUUGUUCUUUUCUUUUCGAAUGAUCCAUUCUUCGGAGACCGUGUUAUGUUGAAUUUCUUUUCAUUAAGUACGCACUUAACGUGUUUGUUUUAUUUAAGUACAUACAAUUGUAUGUUAGUUGUUGAUUACUUUUAAUUUGUGUAUAUUUAAUAUUUAUUUAUUUAUUUAUCGUUUAUUUAUUGCAACCGACUGUCCCAAAAAUAUAUUGAUUUAAUUGAA